CCCUCCCUCCCUGCAUUCACCGGUUACUCUUCUCUCCAACGUAUGCCAAAUGGAGGACGAGAGGGUGCAAGCCAUCGCGUCCCUGAGCAAGGCCCUGGACACCAUACCUUCGGAGUUUAUCAGAUCGGAGCACGAGAGGCCCGGCACCACCACGUUCCACGGUCCGGCCCCGGAGAUCCCCGUCGUGGAUCUCGCGGACCCUGACCGUGACCGCGUGGUUCAAGCCGUGGUGAAGGCCGGCCAGGAGUGGGGAAUCUUUCAGCUCGUAAACCAUGGGAUCCCAGCUGAGGUGAUCAAGGAGGUGCAGCGCGUGGGAAGGGAGUUCUUUGAGCUUCCCCAGGAAGAGAAGGAGGCAUACGCCAUGAAGCCAGAGUCGGAAACCUUGGAAGGGUACGGAUCCAAGCUGCAGAAGGAUUUGGAAGGAAAGAAGGCUUGGGUGGACUUCUUCUUCCACAAUAUAUGGCCGCAGUCUCGCGUUAACCCCAGCAUCUGGCCCAAGAACCCGCCGUCUUAUAGAAAGGCUAACGAGGACUACACCAAAUGCCUGCUGCGAGUCGUUGAUGAAGUGCUGGCGAGUUUAUCACUGGGUUUAGGGUUGGAGGAGCAGGUUCUGAAAGAAGCACUUGGCGGAGAGGAUCUGGAGCUACUUCUCAAGAUUAACUACUACCCACCGUGCCCUCGCCCGGACUUAGCUUUGGGGGUUGUGGCCCAUACUGAUAUGUCUGCGAUCACCAUGCUCGUGCCCAACGAAGUCCCUGGUCUGCAGGUGUUCAAGGAUGGCCAUUGGUCGGACGCCAAGUACGUUCCCAAUGCCAUUGUCGUCCACAUUGGUGACCAGAUUGAGAUUGUAAGCAAUGGGAAGUACAAGAGUGUGUUGCAUAGAACAACUGUGAACAAGGAGAAGGUGCGCAUGUCGUGGCCGGUGUUCUGCUCGCCACCGGAGGAGAUGGUUGUUGGUCCUUUGCCCCAGCUUGUUAGCAAUGAGAGCACUGCAAAAUAUAAGACCAAGAAGUACAAGGACUAUCGAUAUUGCAAGAUCAACAAACUGCCACAAUAAAUAAUUUCUAGCUAUGUUAAGGUCGUGCUUCCUGUCCCUAUGCUUGAAUAUUUGUGCUGCUUAAAGCCUCACGAAGUUUCAGAAAUGGAACCACGUACUGUAAUAACACCAAGAUGCCUGCUCUUUUUAAUCUCUCUUAUUGAAGAAAUACCUUAAUUUGAGGGGUUUAUAUAUAUUCUUU
Messenger RNA from Phoenix dactylifera (date palm), 1238 nucleotides. It is a transcript of the gene FLS1, whose product is annotated as flavonol synthase 1. Lineage: Eukaryota; Viridiplantae; Streptophyta; Magnoliopsida; Arecales; Arecaceae. The record is from RefSeq and is a predicted model, not a curated record.